This is a messenger RNA of Neurospora hispaniola, 1989 nucleotides long. Its product is annotated as HET-domain-containing protein. The transcript is spliced from 2 exons. Lineage: Eukaryota; Fungi; Ascomycota; Sordariomycetes; Sordariales; Sordariaceae. The record is from RefSeq and is a predicted model, not a curated record. Bases 1 to 1989 code for a protein of 662 amino acids.
AUGGACAUUUCUGCACCCCAUUCUUUUCCAGGGACGUUGGAUCGCUCAGGUAGCAAGCUUUGCAAGAUCUGCUCGUCAAUCCCAGUGUCAUUCUGGUCCGAUAAAUCCAGGAACAUACAACUCAGGCUACAGUCGUUGAAGUCGAUGCGAUUUGAAGCAGAUAGAGGAUGCCAGCUAUGUGAUAUUCUGCAAUUGGGCCCCGGUCGAGAUGCGAAUCGUCAAUCAGAGGAUCUCGAAGUUCUUCAGAUGAGACGACCUCGUCACUAUGACCCGUUUGGAUUAAUGAAGCCCUCCUCUUCGUUAACAAUGAUUGGGGAUACAACACACCAAUGGUACAUGGACGAUGUUGACCGCUAUCCGCUGCAUUUCGGCUUCUCCCUGGUUCCAUAUCCCUGGUCCAAGUUGGAGCCUGUCAAAAUGGGGGAACAUGUGGAAAGCUUUCCCCUCAUAGAGGUCUGGCUGGAAAAUUGUCGAGACAACCAUGCCCAAUGCUCAAGUAAUGUCGGGCACUUUUUACCUACCAGACUUCUCGACCUCCAAGCCUAUUCCGACAGCGCCGAUGUCCGCCUAGUGAAUGCUGGCGAACUCGAUUUUGACGGACCACCGCCAAAAUAUGUGACACUGAGUCACUGCUGGGGACCACCUUCGAAACACUCGAUCACUACGACAAAGGCAAAUUUAAGUGAACGCAUGACGCGAAUUCCCUUCAAUGCGCUUUCGCAGACAUUUCAAGACUCUAUCAAAGUAUCGCGCUCCCUACGGCAGAGAUUUCUGUGGAUCGAUUCUCUUUGUAUCAUUCAAGACGAUGAGGAUGACUGGGCAAGGGAAGCCGCCUUGAUGGCUUUGGUUUACAGCCAUGGUUACUUCACACUCGCGGCUCUCAGCGCAAAGGAUGGCACUGAAGGUUGCAAGAUGGUCGCUGAUAUCCAGAGUUCCUACUCUAACCGCUUUGUUGAUAUUGACUUCUACGACUAUGGGCUUGGUCAAGACAAAACGAGGUAUCAUCAUCAGCGAGUUCGGAUAUUUGAAACUCCUGUCAACAUCAACGAGCACGACGAGUCUAUCAAUGACGGGCCACUUAACGAUCGCGCCUGGACGCUGCAAGAGAGAGAGCUGUCGAGAAGGGUGAUCUCAUUCUCCAAACAAGGGCUGCUUUGGGAGUGCACCGAACUCCGCGCAACUUCACAGCGGCCAUGGAUACAUACACGGCUCGAAAGCAGUUUGUACGCUGAUGCCGCAGAUCAACUGUUCAAGAGCAAAGUAUCCUGGAAUCGCAUCGUGGAGGAUUAUUCUGCACGGUCUCUGACGAAACAAACCGACAAGUUAAUCGCGCUGUCCGGGUUAGCGCGAGUUGCGCAGGAAUUCCAUCCAGGCGCCACAUAUAUUGCCGGAUUGUGGAGUACGUCCCUCCCCAAAGCCCUUCUUUGGAAGGUUGUGCUGCAACCGUCCGAGCCUGAGUUUCCGUCUCAAACUGCGACUGAGUCUGCCUAUAUAGCCCCGACCUGGUCUUGGGCAUCAGUCAGAUCACCGGUCAGCUUCGGUGCGACCAGUACUCCGGGAUUUGCUAGGCAUAAUCUCAAAGUUGAGGAGAUUGUGAAAGUCCUCAAGUAUCAGGACCCAUAUGGUGCGCUUGAACAUGGAGCCCUUGUUCUGAGCGGUGCUCUGCUGGUUGGCGUUGAUGUUAGCGAUCAGAUUCCACGCUCAUAUGCCUUUGCAGAUGAUCGAAGCCUGAUGAGGGAUGGCGUUGCAGUCGGGAACGUCCGCCUCGAUGCACCGAGCAUCUCUCAUUUAGAGGUACUUACCUCUAGAGAAAGUCAGUGUAAACUCUGGUUCCUAUUACUUGAGAAGUAUAGAGAUUUUCUUGGUAUCGUUCUCAGAGAGGGAGUGGACCCCGACGAUGGCUAUACUCGAGUGGGAGCCGGUAGUAUAGACGAGCAGUUUGAGGAUAUAUUCUCUGAUUGCAAGCCAUGCACCAUCACGCUGAUAUGA